AGCUGACGAUGACCUACGACGGAGAGAGAGAGAGAUAGAGGUGAAAAAUUGUACAGCAAAAGAAGGGAAUGGAGAGACAGAGAGGUUUGUAUUUGCUGAUGCUGAUCAUAAUCAUAGGCAGAGCAGAAGGGCAAUUAGAGGAGAAUUUCUACAGUUCAAGUUGUCCAAACGUGGAAAGCAUUGUGCAGCAGGCUGUGUCAACCAAGUUUACCCAGACCUUCGUCACAAUUCCGGCAACUCUUCGUCUCUUUUUCCAUGACUGCUUCAUUGAGGGAUGUGAUGCCUCAAUUAUGAUAGCAUCACCAAACGGGGAUGCAGAAAAGGAUGCUCCAGACAAUGUUUCCCUCGCUGGAGAUGGUUUUGACACUGUUGUCAAGGCAAAACAAGCAGUAGAGGCUCAAUGCCCCGGGAUAGUAUCUUGUGCAGACAUUAUGGCUAUCGCUGCCAGAGACGUAGUAGUCCUGGCUGGAGGCCCGUCAUUCAGCGUAGAACUGGGACGCCGUGAUGGACUCAUCUCUCAGGCUUCUCUGGUUGCCGGAAAUCUGCCAGAACCCUUUUUUAAUCUCAGUCAACUUAACACCAUGUUCGCCAAGCAUAAUCUAACCCAGCUGGACAUGAUUGCACUGUCCGGGGCUCACACUGUUGGCUUUUCCCACUGCAACCGCUUUGCUAACCGCCUCUACUCAUUCUCGCCGGCCAAUCCUGUGGACCCUUCUCUGGAUCCAAAUUAUGCUCAGCAGUUGAUGCAAGCCUGCCCUCAAAAUGUAGAUCCCAGCAUCGCUGUAAACAUGGAUCCUGUCACACCACGAAUUUUCGACAAUGUGUAUUACCAGAAUCUGGUAAAUCGGAAGGGUAUGUUCACUUCAGAUGAGGUGCUUUUCACUGACGCAGCAUCUCAGCCUACUGUUAACGAUUUCGCUAACAACCCAGGUGACUUCAAUGGAGCCUUCAUCACUGCAAUGAGGAAGCUUGGCAGGGUGGGGGUUAAAACUGGGAACCAAGGACAGAUAAGGAUAGAUUGCACAGCCUUCAAUUCAUGAAGUCAAAGAUUACAAUAGCAUUUGAGCACCAGAGAAAGAUCUUACGAAAUAAUGUAAAGGAAUUUCUCACAAGCAUCCAUUUUGUAGAGAUAAUUUGUUAUCUGGUGUUUGCCUGUCCACUGUCUCUAACGCCACAAUUUGGAAAUCAUUUUGUUCCCGAAAAGAAAUUCAAAAUGGGUGUAAUAAGACAUAAUUUCUUUAAGUGUAUUGUGUAUUUUAGAUGCGCAUCAACUUCAAACUGGGAGUAUUUGAGAAUCUUUAGCCCCCACAUAAUAAAAAGGGAUUGUUUUCAUUUGGCUCUUUGCACGCACCUGUCUGAUUGUGAAAGUUCUGCAAUGCUUCCUACGAAUUCAUAUCACCUAUGAUUACCAGUGUGCAUUUGUUCUCUUCCUGUACAUAGUCUGUAUCCAGCACACAGUGCACAUGGUAAACCCGUAGGUACUCGUAUUUUGGGAAAACCCCAAUGGUUUUGGGCCUUUUGGC
Messenger RNA from Ilex paraguariensis (yerba mate), 1523 nucleotides. The record is from the annotation of a GenBank genome assembly. Lineage: Eukaryota; Viridiplantae; Streptophyta; Magnoliopsida; Aquifoliales; Aquifoliaceae.